UAUAAAGACUAUCGAACAAGUAGGCGUGUGAUUAAGAAUACAUUAGCAUUGUAGGAAUAAAGACAAGUUUUGGCGAAAGCUUAGAUUCCCUUGCUAAUAUGUUUGUUAAGUUUUAUAUCAUAUCUAUCGAGAGGCAUUAUACAGAAGCUGGCGUAUAGGCACGGUUCAUGUUCGAUGUUUGCAUUCAAUUUUACAUAUCACUUUAGUUACCAAGGUAAGAAAGCAGAUUGGCCCACCGAUAUGUUUAAUAGGAAAAGACUGCUUUAACUUGGAUGUUUUUUUUUAUUCAUUUGUACGGUAAAAUGAAAUGUUCCAGUUUUAUUUUAAGAGAUAAACAUCAAAAAAUGAUACUCAUGGGCUACUCAUUUGAUAACAUUGGAAUUAUAUAGUUUAUUCACGUAAAAAGGUAUACCGAAACAAUACUUAGAUGAAAGUUAUAAACUAAAAAGUACACUAUUUGUGUGAUAUCAAAUUUCAAGGUAUAGUAGUUUAGUACCAAUCUACCUUGGAAAGCUUAUGUGCGUGAUAAUAUGAUGAGAAAAUGGUCAAACGUUCGAUUGUUCUAUUGAUGUUUUGUGCAGCGUCAAGUAUACUAAUAUAUGGAUCGUUCAAGAAACUGUCACUAAAUCAGGAAAACAUCCCGACAAAAACAAGAUACUUCGAAUAUUCGUCGAAAGUUCCAGAAAAACAAUGUAUCGAACAACAGCUCAGGCAAAGUACACUUGAACGUGCAUGCAAGAAUCUGAAAUUAAACAGGAAGAAACCACUGAAGAACAAGGAAUUUAUGAAACUCAUUCGAAGAACUAGAUUGUAUUUCUCUGAUCGAUAUAAGCUUCUCGCAUGUCUCAUCCCUAAAGUUGGAUGCACAAGCUUCAAGAAGGUUUUACUCAUGUCGGAGAGUUUGACAAAUGAAACAAACCCGAAGAAAAUAAAAGGCGUUCACGAUACAGCAAAUAGGCUUCUACUUUUAUCGAAUCUCGGAGAUAUCACAGAAAUCAAACAUCGGGUAUUGACAUACUAUAAAGUGAUGAUGGUUCGAGAGCCUUUGCAUCGUGUACUUUCAGCUUACAGGGACAAAUUUCUGGGUAAUAUGGACCCUAUUUUUCAGAAAAUGGCAAAUAAAAUUCAUUCCAAGUUUUCAAAUUCACAUGAGCAAAUAGAUAAUUCAUCUCAAUCAAUUAGCUUCGAAGAAUUCGCAAAUUUUGUUUCGCAAAUGAGUUCAACAAAGAUUAAUAAUAGACAUUGGGAGUUUUACUACAGGUUAUGUUCCCCGUGUAUAAUAAAAUACGACUAUAUUGCUAAGUUAGAAACAGUAGAUGAAGACAUGGAUUAUAUUAUGGACAAAGUUGGAAUGACAAAUAAAAGUUUCCCACAAAAUUAUCCCCCUCAAAAACGAACAAACGACAAAAAAGUUGCUGAAUAUUUUAAAAAUUUACCAGAACUGAAAAAAUCUUUAAUUCGAAAAUACAAAUACGAUUUUGAAUUAUUUGGGUAUUCGCCGAAAUUGAAAUAACAGUUUUCAAAUAUUUUCAAUUCAUUGGAUGAUUCCACAGAAUUGUUACAUAUAUUCAAAUGUAAACAUAGAUGUUACUGUAGAUCAGUGGUUUUCAACCUUGUUGGUAAAGCGAAACCCCAAGAUUUCCUUAAUAGUGGACACUGUAUGGCAAUUGCUUGAUGCUAGGGUCGUCGUAAUAAGCGUCAGUAUCGGAUUGUCUCCAUCUUUCUCAAAGCUGAUCGAUGAAUGCAAAAUUUCGAGAUAUUUAUUUGUCUUCGUGUCAUCGCAGAGAGAGAUUCACAUUAUCGCUAGUCACAUUUGGAAGUAUAAAAGUCUGGAAUCCUAUGGUUAUAGCCUUUACUUUACCCGACUCGGACUAAAAAAAUACAAAGAACGCCUGCACUUGUCCGUAAAAGUAAGCCAUGACAUCGUGCACUUUCGUUGUUGAAUAAACAGUCUUUUUCAAUUAUAUACUCGAGUGUUCAAACUUUUAUUGAUUCUCCAAUAUUUUCUAAUGUAUAAACCACAUACUGUGAUUUUUGCACUGUUGUUACAAAAAGUCAGUUUAUUUGUGGGGUUUUCUUCGAAAUAACAUGAACUUGGUCAAUUAUGUCAA
Molecule: messenger RNA, 2111 nt
Organism: Styela clava
Lineage: Eukaryota; Metazoa; Chordata; Ascidiacea; Stolidobranchia; Styelidae
Product: carbohydrate sulfotransferase 11-like
Biological process (GO): carbohydrate biosynthetic process
Cellular component (GO): membrane
Molecular function (GO): sulfotransferase activity
Source: RefSeq, a predicted model, not a curated record